GCUCCGCGCGCGUCUCUCGCCGUGACCGACCGUUUCCCUUUAGGCUCGAGGAUCGCUCUUUACUCUGCGCCGGCCUGUUUCCUUUCUCUUCUGCAAAGGAUCGGCGCGCGGAUGGAUCCCGGCCGCGUUGCCUUGCUGCUGGCGCUCCUCUCCUUCUGCGAGCCGCCGGUCGAGGCGACGACCGACGCCGACGACGAAGGAAACGGGACUCACGUGAGAGUCCGGUGGAUGCGCCAGCGGAUCGCCGCGUCCCAGUUCCGGUGCUUCCAAAGGAUCGCGAGAGGAUCCCGUCGUAAAAUUCACGGGAACGGGACCGACAUAAAUCACUGCAACGCCACGUGGGACGGAUGGCUGUGCUGGGAAGACGCCGAACCUGGACCCACCGAGCAAAACUGCCCAGACUACUUUGACGAUUUUGACACACGAGCCGUGGCGGUAAAGGUCUGCACGGAGACCGGGGAGUGGGCGCGACACCCCGACAGCAACAGAACGUGGACGGACUACACCGGCUGCAAACCCAACCGGACGGACUGGACGCCCACGGCCAUGACCCACUUCUACUUGAUCGUGAUCGGUCACGGACUGUCGCUCGUGUCCCUCCUCCUUUCCUUGGCCGUCUUCUUCUAUUUCAAAACUUUGAGCUGCGAGAGGAUAACUCUUCAUAAAAAUCUUUUCCUUUCCUUUGUCUUGAACUCGGUGAUAACCGUGACGUGGUUCUGCGUCAAUAAGGAGAAUUCGCUCGGCAGCCAGGGCAGCUGCAAGAUUCUCGCCUUCCUCCAAAUGUACAUCAUGAGCUGCAACUACUUCUGGAUGCUGUGCGAAGGCAUUUAUCUGCACACUCUGAUUGUCGUGGCGGUGUUCGCGGAGAAACAGCAUCUCGUGUGGUAUUAUCUUCUCGGAUGGGGUUUCCCCCUCGUGCCAGCUGUUAUGUAUUCGGUCGCGCGCAUCUGCUACCACGACGACGAAUGCUGGGUGAGUUCGACGACGUCCCUGCUGUACGUCAUUCACGCUCCCAUCUGCGCGGCGCUCGUGGUGAAUUUCUUCUUCCUUCUCAACAUCGUUCGAGUCAUCGUCACCAAACUGCGCGUCACGCAUCGGGCAGAGUCCAGCCUGUACAUGAGGGCGGUGAGGGCCACCCUCAUCCUCAUCCCCCUGCUGGGCAUCCAGUACGUCCUGCUGGCCUACAAGCCCCACGACCACUGGAUCUCAGAGAUCUACCUUUACGUCAUGAACGUCCUCAUGCAUUACCAGGGUCUCUUGGUGUCGACGAUAUUCUGCUUCUUCAACGGGGAGGUCCAAACUGUUCUCAGGAGACAGUGGAAUCUACUGCGGAUGCAGUCGGCCGGCACCUUCGCCAACCCCGAGUUCUUCCGCUCGGCGUACUAUGUGGCGUCGUCGCUCACCGAAGUCCACCGCUGCUACAGUGUCGAGAGCCACACCGAGCACGUGAACGGCAAGAGCUACUCUGACAUAUUCAGGUCGGAAAGCCCUUAAAUGUAAGAAAGGAGGUUCUGCUGAAUCUUUCAUGAGUGGACAAGCAAAGAGAAAAACAAAAAUAAAAAAAAUAAGAAAACAAACGAAAAAGUUUGGAGUCAUCAGACUGGACUUUGGAGCGUCGACUCUCAGUGUUGCAAACAUCGAGGGAAAACGGAAAAAUGACAACCGAAUGGAUUUUCUCAUGUCGAUCCACGUGGCGUUUCUAUACACUGAAGUUGUUACGGAUCUUUUAUUUUUUUUGGGAUGUUUCGCCCCUUGCGUUUCGUCCACUUGAAUCGCUUUAAUUGUACCUUCAUUCAAUGCUGGACAAACGAGUUUGAACCGUCGAAACGCCGACGGGAAGCCACCGACGCCCGGCGCUGCGACCUCUGACCUACGCUGUUUCCAGCCAUGAUCCGUGAGAUUUUUCUGCGUCUCGCCCAAGACGCUGGUAUUCGAUGUUUUAGAGUGGCCUCCGAGCUCAUUGGUUUUGGUUCCCGUUCCGAAUCUCUCGACACGACGAAUUUCUCUUAGUCCUGGAACGGUUUUCCGGAAAAGGGAGCGCCCGCUUCCUUGGAUGUCUGAAACGGAGGAAACCCAUCGUUUGUGUUUUGACUCUUUGUCCGUGUCUUCCAGUGAAACUGCAUUUUGUUUUGUUUUUUCUCACAAAUAUUGUUAUAGCCUACUUCCGUAUUUAAUCCAGCUCGUUGUUAAAGUGACCGUUUUUACAUAACGGUAUUUAAACUGCCGAGAGAUUUUCUAAUAAUACUGUAAAUAAAGACUUGUUGAUUUAAAAA
Molecule: messenger RNA, 2273 nt
Organism: Poeciliopsis prolifica (blackstripe livebearer)
Lineage: Eukaryota; Metazoa; Chordata; Actinopteri; Cyprinodontiformes; Poeciliidae
Gene: calcrlb
Product: calcitonin receptor-like b
Exons: 13
Coding region: 112-1494 (460 amino acids)
Biological process (GO): cell surface receptor signaling pathway; adenylate cyclase-activating G protein-coupled receptor signaling pathway; angiogenesis
Cellular component (GO): plasma membrane
Molecular function (GO): adrenomedullin receptor activity; calcitonin gene-related peptide receptor activity; calcitonin receptor activity
Source: RefSeq, a predicted model, not a curated record